This is a messenger RNA of Oikopleura dioica, 306 nucleotides long. NCBI's taxonomy places the organism in Eukaryota, Metazoa, Chordata, Appendicularia, Copelata, Oikopleuridae. The record is from the annotation of a GenBank genome assembly.
AUGGUCGACGAACUCUUGAAAACGAAUGAUUUGGAAAUAGUCCUUGUCGAUCACAACGAACCAACUGGUCUCUUGAAGCAAACUUUCAGUUCGAAUAAAGUGUCGCUGAUUAUCGAUCAUCACCCAGAAAACGCUGCGAACAUUUUAUCUUGUGAGAAAAGGAUUGAGCUCGUGGGUAGUUGCUCGAGUCUCGUGGCGGAUUAUGCGAUGAAAGCUGCUGUCAAUUUACCCGACGAUGCGCGGGAACUUAUCGCAAGCGCCAUUGUGAUAGACACGUCUGGCUUCAGCCCGAUUCAGGCACUUUAG